Terrapene triunguis (Three-toed box turtle) is the source of this 3134-nucleotide messenger RNA. It is a transcript of the gene CCDC82, whose product is annotated as coiled-coil domain containing 82. The coding region runs from base 268 to 1716 and encodes 482 amino acids. Lineage: Eukaryota; Metazoa; Chordata; Testudines; Emydidae. The record is from RefSeq and is a predicted model, not a curated record. The transcript has 8 exons. Gene Ontology annotation, cellular component: nucleus.
GCUGCCGCCCCAGUUACCGUGCAGUUCCUUGCAGUCUCCGCAUCCCAGGGCUCCUUUGGCCCCAGGCGGCUAAGCUCCCCUGCUCAGCUGCCUUCUGCCCUGGCCUCGGUUCUUCAGGACUGAAAAGCCCUUGCUCUGUUUCACCCCAAGGCGGGGGUUUGAGGAGCUGAAGAGUUGUGAAUUUGGAAUAAACUAAGGAAACUCCCAGCCAAACAGUCACUGUGCUGGGUAUAAUGCAGAGAUACCAUCAUAAGGUUGUCUGAAUGAAUGGUCAUACAGAAGCCAGAGUUUGCACACUUUUCAAUGGAAACAAAACCAGUUAUCAGAAGAUAUGAAACAAGGAGGAAUACAAGAAUAGAAGAACCAGCAUCCAAAUCUCGGGUUGAUUGGAGGCGGACUAAAAGAGAGACCAUAUUGCUUGAUAGUGAUGAAGAACUCACAUCUGCUUCAGAAGAUGAACGACUCUCCUCUACAUCAGAAGACGAAGUGGCUGAAAAACAAGAAACUGUAGUUAAGAGGUAUAAUCUUUCAGAUCAUGAGGAGAAAGGCCAUGAUGACACAGUCGUAGAGGAUGUGGAGGAUGACUGCAUCACUCCAGGGAAGCGUAAGAGGUCGAGCACAUCUGUAAUGUAUGACAGUGACAGGAGUGAUGAUAGUGACAUCCCUGUUAGAAAAGUAUUUGCUAAACGUUAUUGUAUAAUGGAUGAAGAUGAGUGUUCUCAAGAACAGGAGCAAUAUAAAACCCCUACUACAGAAGAAGAUUUGACUAAUGGGAAACAGAAGCGGCUAAUAAAACUGAAAGAACUCGCAAGACAAAGAUCAACCCGGGCAUCCGGUAAUAGUAAAUAUUGUGGGGAUUCUGAUGAUGAUGAUGCGGAAAUAAUAGAAGAAUCAUCCUAUCCUUUACCCCUCACACCAACAGCAAGCAGUGACAUUGAUGAUGAUGAUAGUAUGAAAGACUUUAUAGUUGAGGAUGAAGAAGAAUGUGCAGAACAUUCUGAGGAUGAAAACCAACCACAAGGGAAAGAACUUGAUACAUCAAAAUUCCAAUUACUGGAAUAUUACAUUCCACGCUUCUCUCGCUGUGACCAUUAUGUCCACUUCCAAAGAGUUGUAAAAGCUUUCCUCAUCAACACAAUUGAUGACACUUUUUUGAGCUCAUUAUAUGAUGGAACAAGGCGAAAGAGAUAUGCACAAGAAAUGGUAACCUCACUCCAUUAUUUGGAUGAUCGCUUUAUUCAACCUCGUCUUGAAAACUUAAUCUCUAGAAGUCGCUGGAAAGAACGAUAUAAGGAGCGAGUGGAUUGUUACCCUGAAGUCCGCAUAGUAAUGAAGACUCCAAUAAAUAGAUCCUGUCAAGCUUGUGAACUGCAUCGGUACUGUAAGUUUGCUGUGUUGCUGUCAGGAAAGCUGUACAACUAUAGAACUUUGGAAACAGAUGACUUUAUGUCGCAUGACAAACAGGUUUUGAAGGUUGGCAGCGUGUGUGCAAAUCGUACAAGGGUUUAUCAUAAUCUGAAACAUUUUAAAUUCAAGUUGUAUCAGCGCUGCUGUUCAGUUACAGAGGUGGAGGGCAUUCAGGAUGAGCCAGUCAAAGACACAGUCGACAGGCUUUUCAGUCAAUUGGAAGAGAGUGGCUGGAUUCAGGAGAGAUAUGAUUAUCUGGAAGAAUAUAUGAAUGAUGCAGAUUACUUCCAAGAAGAGAAAAUGGACUGAGUGGUCAUGCAUCUCUUUGAAAGAAGCUUUGUAAAAAUCUCUAACUAGCUAUGGUAUCCACCUGUCCACAAAAAUAUCUCCAAAGGCUUUUCAAGAUGUUUUCUUAUGCUGCAUUGUAUUUAAAUCUUCAGCUGUGCCUGUAAAUUGCCAUACAUAUAAAAAGAAAAAGCAGCAUAUUCUUUUAUACCCCUUAAUUUUAAAUGUCAAAAUAGUGAUUUAAAGAUGUUUUAUGAAGUAAGCAACCUUCUGUUAUGCAUAGGUCACUUGAACUUUCCUUUGUGGUUAAAAAGACUAGUGUCCAAGUACCUAUGUAUUCAUGAAAUAAAACUUCUGUAUAUUGAUGCCCGGCUCAAUGCAGAGAUGUGAGAGAUGGUAAGCCCCAAUUAACCCUUUUGGGAGUAGCAAUACUUCAAUAGAAAGUAUAAAUUACAUCCCAUCACAUCCCUGUAAACUUGAAAUAUGAGCAUUAACCAGUUAGCAUGGUUAUAGUGAGAAUGAAACAUAACCAGACACAUUCAUUCAUUAAUCCAGUAUCAAAACCACCUUCAUUUCUCAUCCCUGGACACCUAGAAUACUGCAAUUUGCAUAUGGCCAUAGCGGCUGAUGUGAAAGAUGUCUAUAUGUAGUACAGACGGCACAAUAGCUACUGCCAUGUACUGGAAGAUAGGUGGAUAAUUCCUGCAAAACUUACUAAUAACAGUAAUCGCCUGGCUGACAGGUGGGAAGGUGUGCAAAACCUUGUUUGUGUUAUGUGUGGUGGGGAGUCAUACCUCUCUGGGACAUAUAAAGCCCUAACCCAACUUUCUGUCUCCUGGGUCUUCAGAGAUGUAGGAGGAGUUUAGUGAUGUGUACAUUAACCCCUUGGCCCACUUGCUGCACAUAAAAGAAAGCAGGCAGUUGGAGUUGGGGAGCAGAGAGCCUAGUGACCAGGGGAAAAGUAAAUGCUGCUCUUUUUUGCUUGAGUUGUGGAAGAGGAUAACUACUUCAAACUCUUCUUGCCUCCUGGGAAAAUGAAGGACGGUUUUUGUUGUUGAGUCAUUUGUUUAAACCCUACAUAGGAGCAGAUAUUAAAGUGAAUGUUAUUCUUGGGGUGUAGUCUGAUCAUACCUAUGACGAGAACCUACUGUCUAACAGUGCUGUGUAUUCAGUAUUAUAAUACUCCUGUAGUCAUGCAUGCUUGUCACCCUGGGAAUGGUGGUUUUAUUGCUGAGCAUGUUGCAAGGAUAGUCUGAGGUUAAAAUUAUUUUUUUUAAAUCAACACAGUAAAAUGAAUCCAUAUUAAGUACAUGAUCUACUCACAGGCAGUAUCCCAGCAUCCAUAGACUUCAAUUACAUAGAUCCCAGUGUGUCUUCACGCUACUAACUGCAUAUUGUCAGAAUAAAAUGUGUAUGCCAAAUCUGUCAAUACAUUAAUCACC